AUAGCUUCCAUAUGCAGAGGGACGAAAAUACACUCAAAUUUGGUGUUAGUUGGGCAUUGGUUAGUUGUGAUUUUCGGAUCAUUUUACACCUUCGCUUGGGAUUUGAAGUCGCAUACCGUGACCGGAAGCUGGUCCUAAAAUCACAGUAGUAUUUUUCACGGUGUCACCAUGUCCUUCCUGGACACAUCGUCUCAGUCGGGUCUGCUUGACUGCUCUGAGGGAGAGAUGAAGGCGGCAGUCUGGGCGAGCGCCGACCUGCUGGAUCCAAGCGGCGACGCCUCCGACUUUGACAUCUCAAGCUUCUUCAGUCAGUUGGCUGCCUCAUCGGCGGCCGUGGAGGCAUCACAUGGCGGAGAGGGACUCUGUGAACCUUCAGAUGUAUCUGGCAGUCACCUGGCGGUGCAUCGUGAUGACAAUGCCUCCCUGGAAGAUCCCGUCGGCCAGGACGAGGCUGAUGUAGCCAACGAUGCUGCCGACGUGUCACUAUCGGCACUUCUGGGCGAGCAUGCUGAGAUUCAGGAGGCUCUGCUGGCCGCCUCCCAGCCCCCGCCGCCUCCCCCCGCGCCCAUCGCACGUGGGAAGACCGUGGUGGUAGUGAAGAGACAGCCACCCUCACCGCCCCCCUCUCCCUCACCCCCUCCCCCAUCAUCACAACCAGCGUCCCAACCAGCAUCUCUUCCGUCGUAUCUUCCCAUACAGCGGCUACCACAACCCCAACCUACCUCCUCACAACGCCCGGCCCGGCGAACCCGUAAAGUACCCCCACCGUAUGGUCGACCACCCACAGCUCCUCUAAACGCCUACUGUCUCUUCUUCAAGGAGCAAUAUGCGGAGUUGAAGCUACGCUGGCGAGGGUUGAACACUCGCCGAGCGAUACCAAAACUAUCCAAACUGUGGGCUAGUCUUGGUGUUGAGGAGAGGCGACCGUAUGUUGAAGAAGCUGAGAGACAAAAGGGGAAGUAUCGUGUAGAGUUAGCGGAGUAUAGGAGAAGGGCGAGGAUCUGGAGAAAACAGAGGAAGCCCGGUGAUGUGGCGGUGGAUGAGGGAGAGGAUGUGACGCCAGUGCUGUUGACGUCAUCAUCCUCAUCGUCGGGAGGAGCGACAGGAUCAUCAUCAUCAUCAACAGCAGCAAUGGCAACGUCAACAGCAGCAGCAACAGCGGCGGCAGUAGCGGUAGAGACAGACCUUCCACCUUCAGUGGUGACAGCAGCAGUGGUAGGAAACCAACCAACCCUCCCUUCAAUGAACGCAUUAGACGGGGACUCCACUAUGACUCAACCGGAACCACUAUGUGGCUCUAUAAGCGCCAAUAUUGGUGUGGGUGAGAGUAUAAGUUCUAUGGCUGUUGUAGCAGUAGAGCCAGCGAUGGGAAGGUUGAUGUCGGGUGCGGGUGACAGUCAAGAAGAAGAGGAAGAGGAAGAUGAAGAGGCUCAUUUUGAUGACGAUCCUGCUGACCUGUUCUGCAGCCUCUGUGGACUGUACUUCAGCAGUUCGCACAACAAGCAGCAACAUCUGACAAGCAGGGGUCAUAUCAGGAAAAUGGAGGAGCGUGCACUGGCCCAGGAGGCCCGCGCGGCCUCUCUGCGCGAGUCGCGACUCCGUCUACUCCGCGAGUCAAAGGAGUACUGCUCCGACGUGACUCUCUCCAUGGAGUCAACUCUGCAGGCUAUAUGUCUGAGAGAAAGAGAGGUCGGCUUUUUGAAGGAGUUUAGCGAGGAACUGCGGAAGAAACAGGAGGAGCUGAAGCAGCAACUGGCAGAAAUGGAGGAGCGCCGUGCUGCUGCGAUGACGUCACAGGAGGCAGUGACGUCACAGCACCGUCAGCUGACUGAACAGGUAGAGAAUCUCCUAUUAAUACCGACCUUGUUUGGAGUGAUGAAACUGUGGGGACGCGACACCCAACGCAGCACCAUCUCUGUUCGCUGCGGGCAACUAGAGUUGUGAUCGAUGUAGGAAAGAUGUCGCUUUGUAUCGAUGUUGAGUGGAAUCUUCGCCAUUGUUGUGAUAUCAGAACAUAUUUUUGUAUGGUAUGUUACAUAAAUAUAUUCAUUUUGUAUCAAAUCGAUUAUCGAUCGGUCGCUGCUAAAUGAAGAUUCGUAAAACAGUUUCAAUAUAAAGCUCUUGUCUCUUGAAGAAAGAAGGCACGCAAUUGUGUCGCGUUAAAGGGAGAUAAUGAGCUUUCUUUUUUCUUAAAUAAAAAUUACUCGACAUC
Molecule: messenger RNA, 2212 nt
Organism: Amphibalanus amphitrite
Lineage: Eukaryota; Metazoa; Arthropoda; Thecostraca; Balanomorpha; Balanidae
Exons: 6
Coding region: 169-1944 (591 amino acids)
Biological process (GO): regulation of gene expression
Cellular component (GO): nucleus
Source: RefSeq, a predicted model, not a curated record